CACUUAUGGCUAAGUAUAUAUAUAUGUGUGUAUGUGUGUAUAUAAGCAUGCACAUUGGAUUAUCAACAGCUUAGCCGGGUAAACAGCCAUGCAAUUGAGCGAAUUACUCACCGAUUUUGCACCGAUAUACCGAACAUUGAGCGUCAAACGCGAACAUCGGUUGCCCACAAACGCCUAUCGCAUUUCGAGGUGAAGAGCAGCAAGUGGUUGCAGAACCAUUGAAGCUGAGGUGCCAACUCCGUCAGCAUUGUUUACAAGCCAAAGCCAAAGCCAGAGCCAAAGGUGUUUAAAAAUAGUUUAUGCAAUAAAUACGCGCACCACACCAACAUACAUAUGUAUAUGUAAAUACAUAUAUAUGUACAUAGGUGUAUAGUUAUGUAUAUGUUUGUAUGUAGAAGCAGCUGGAUUUAAGCCCGAAAAAUAUACAUUGCCGAUAUGUCAAGGCGUUUAAUUAAUUAAACCGCGAGUUAUCAACUUUAUGACGAAGGAAUUUGCACUAAAAUGCUGGCGGUUAUACAACAAUGCACCAACAACAACAAACGAACUUGUAUGCAGUGUGUGACUGACUGAAAACGAUCAUAUUUCGUCGUUCACAUGUGCGCGAUUAUUCUGCCAGGCAGCGCGAUGCGACGCUGAGCUUAAGCCAAUAUUUCAGAGGGAAUACAAUUUGAUGACACGAGUAGUGCAAUCCAGUAGGAAAGAAGUUCUGUUGGCGAGAAGACGCCACAAAUAGCAAAAGGCGGUGUUUUAUUUGAUUUUUUAUUUAACAGCGCGAGAUUUUAACAAAAGUGAAAUGGCGAGAAUGUUGUUCAUAUUGUGCGGGGCUUUGCUUUUGAAUUUCGCCAUGACGCAAGAUUUCGAACCAGAUCCAUUGGAGCCGGAGAUAAUAGAAACGACUACGUUAAAGGCAAACACAGAGCCACCCACAACAACUAGUGUGCCCAUCACAGAUGCACCAACAACAACAACAAUAAUAACAACAACAAAAGAAACACCCAUCUACACUACGCCCCCGAUAACAACGGAUGGUCUUCCCACUACCACCAUUACUGUAACAGAGGAGACCAUAACGCCAAUAACAACAACAGCAGCAAGCCCUCCGCCUACCACGCCAAAGGAAGAGCCAAUACCAACGCCUGUAACGAAUAUUGACUACACAACAACCACUACCACCACAACCACCACUGCUAAGCCGUUCUCCUUUAGUCCAACAACUGCUAAACCUUUCCCCUUUAUUCCAUCGACCACUACCACCAUAACACCAGUGAUCACGACCAGACAGACAGGUUAUCCGCCGUAUCGUCCAGUAAAACCAUGGAAUCCAUAUACGCCACCCACUCAACCGCCAAAACCCAGCUAUCCACAAAGUCGCUGCUAUUACCGCUCGCAACGUAGUUCACCGCAUCUGCAAUGGAAAUGUGGCUAUUGGCAAUAUGUAACGCAUGAGCAUUGCUAUCGUUGUUGCCUCUACACCGAUGUCAGCUAUGCCGGUUGCAACGAAGUCAAUCGCUAUUACUGCACACAAACGCAACAACAAAAAUUCAAAAAUACGAAUGCAUACAGCAAUUAUUGGCUGUACUACUAAUGGACAGAUGCAUGGACCCGUUUAUAUAUACAUACAUAUAUAUAUAUAUAUAUAUACAAAUGUACCUUCUGCAAUUGUAGUGCUGACUGUAUGAAUUUUAUAGUGGAAAUUGAAGCGAAUUUAAGCACGUGGAACCUAUUAAGUAUCGGUCAUACAGCUUUUGUGUAUAUUUUUUAAAAUUUUUUUAUACGAUUUUUUCAAUUUUAUAUGUAAUGUUGUGCAAUUUUUUCCAUUAUUUAAUAUUAUAUAUGCUUGUAUUUGUUCGUCAGUUUGUAAAUAAAAAUUGUAUACGAUUUAAAGCUGAAAAUAAAACUUUAAUAAAUAUUGAAUGUCAAUGACGAUUACACAAUUACAAAUUGCCGCGCAACCAA
Bactrocera oleae (olive fruit fly) is the source of this 1956-nucleotide messenger RNA. Its product is annotated as salivary glue protein Sgs-3. Lineage: Eukaryota; Metazoa; Arthropoda; Insecta; Diptera; Tephritidae. The record is from RefSeq and is a predicted model, not a curated record.